AUGAGUUCCUAUUUUGUUAACUCAACUUUUCCCGUGUCUCUACCGGGAGGACAGGACUCUCUCCUGGGUCAGAUACCGUUAUAUUCCUCGGGAUACACCGAUCCGUUAAGACACUACUCCAACGCAGCCACAUAUGGAGCCGCCAACAUGCAGGAGAAGGUUUACCCGGCGUCCUACUACCAGCAGACGGGCGCAGCGGCCAUCUACGGCCGGGCCGGCGGCGGAGCGCCCUGCGACUACAACCCGGUCGGGACUUUCUACAAGGACGCGGAGGGCUCGUGCGCCUUCUCGAGCCGCGAGGACCAGCCGCUGUUUGUCACUCAGGAGCACCAGCAGCGCAAAGCGGAGUGCCCGGAGCAGACCGUCAGUAUGAGCGGCAGCAUCGACGACAAGUCGUCCACUCUGAUCUACCCGUGGAUGCAGAGGAUGAACGCCUGCUCCGCCGGUCCAUUUGGCAACAGUGGCCGCAGGGGCCGACAGACCUACACCCGCUACCAGACUCUGGAGCUGGAGAAGGAGUUCCACUUUAACCGCUACCUGACCAGGAGGCGCCGGAUAGAGAUCUCCCACGCCCUGUGUCUGACGGAGAGACAGAUCAAAAUCUGGUUUCAGAACCGCAGGAUGAAGUGGAAAAAGGAGAACAAACUCCUCAAUCCCUCAAAGACACCCGAGGAGGAGGAAGAGGCGGAGAAAAAGAGCUAA
This is a messenger RNA of Chelmon rostratus (copperband butterflyfish), 702 nucleotides long. RefSeq names its product homeobox B6b (gene hoxb6b). Gene Ontology annotation, cellular component: nucleus. NCBI's taxonomy places the organism in Eukaryota, Metazoa, Chordata, Actinopteri, Chaetodontiformes, Chaetodontidae. The transcript has 2 exons. The record is from RefSeq and is a predicted model, not a curated record. The coding region runs from base 1 to 702 and encodes 233 amino acids. Gene Ontology annotation, biological process: anterior/posterior pattern specification; regulation of transcription by RNA polymerase II. Gene Ontology annotation, molecular function: DNA-binding transcription factor activity, RNA polymerase II-specific; RNA polymerase II cis-regulatory region sequence-specific DNA binding.